Molecule: messenger RNA, 552 nt
Organism: Colletotrichum abscissum
Lineage: Eukaryota; Fungi; Ascomycota; Sordariomycetes; Glomerellales; Glomerellaceae
Exons: 2
Coding region: 1-552 (183 amino acids)
Source: RefSeq, a predicted model, not a curated record
AUGAAGGUGAUCAGCCAAGUAGCAACGCUCUUUUUCGUCGCGGCACCGAUUGUGGCCCAGACAAGCUCAGAGUCGUUUCUUUACUCGAUCCUACCAACUGAUUCAUUGACUCCUCUGCCUACUCCGGUGCCGCUUCCUACCGUGGUGGAAGAUGGGUGUCCCACGGCAACAGAGCUAUCACUGUGUCCUAGUUGCACCGGGGAGGCACCGCAAUGCGUGACCGUGUCGACUCUGACGCAGUCAUGCGGCUGCCCCAGUGCAGCGGCAACAGAGACCUUCACAUUUGGUUGCGACAAGAGUGCCUGCCCUAGGGUGGGCUGCAGCACCAGCUACACCAUUGUCUCUGGCGAGGAGGCAUGCACUGGUAGUGUAAGCGUGUCUGCCACAGCCGCGACGACCGACGUGGUUACGGUCACGACGACGAACCAAGCGACUACGGCCGCUACUGGCUCCCAAGCCAGCACGGCAUUAGGUGCUUCGGGCUCUUCGGCUUCUGCUAGUGCGACGCCGAAUGCGGCUGGAAGACUGGCAAUUCCAUCCAAGUUUUGGUGA